AUGGAGAAUAGCGGCUAUGCUGGAGGGUUAGUGGUUGCCUGGAAGUUGUAUGAUAUCAGACUCAUUAUGGGCAAGAAGGAGAUGCAAUUUAUCCAUUUUAAAAUGGAGAUUGAGAAGGAGGAGUGGUAUUUUACUGCUAUUUAUGCGAGCCCUAAUGAGCUACAGAAAAAUCUUCUUUGGAAGGAGCUGCAGAAUUUAGCUGGUAGUAUUAAGGUAUCUCUCAGUAGGUGCAAGAGAUUUAGAGACAGGAUGGAUACUUGUAGAGUGAAUGAUGUAGAGUCUAAUGACCCUAAAUUCACGUGGAGGGGUCCCAUUUAUCAUGGUGGUCAAAGAAUCUAUGAGAAGUUGGAUAGAGCUCUGAGUAAUGAUGACUGGAGAAUCCAAUUUCCGAAAGCCUAUGUGAAGUUUUUGGUUAGAGUGGAGUUUUCGGAUCACCACCGUAUUCUCAUUAACCUUAAAGAGGAUAAUUUCGAGCACGCUCCAAACUCUUUUAGAUUCGAGAAUGUGUGGGUUCUGAAUGAAUCAUAUCAUGAUAUGCUUCAAAAGUCCUGGACAACGAACAUUCCUAUUAGAAUAAAUCUCAAUAAUGUUGUUGAAGACAUCGAUAGGUGGAAGUUUGACACCUUUGAUAAGAUCAAAAGAAGGAAGAAGGAGAUUAUUAAAAGGCUUGAAGGCACGCAGAAAAAGCUUCAGCUACAGGACAAUUAUGGCGGCAUGAGGAAGCUGGAAGCUAAUUUACAAGAGGAACUUAGUGGUAUCCUUAAUCAGGAGGAAAUUAUGUGGCAUCAAAGAUCGAGGACUACUUGGAAUAAAUAUGAUGUGGGAUAUUCGAUUCUCAGUAGUGAUAGAGUGAAUGAGAUAAAGGGUGAGAUUAGCUAUGCUAAAGUUAAAAAUGAUGUGUUUUCCAUGAAGCCGUGGAAGGCGCUAGGUCCCGAUGGAUUUCCAGCAGGAUUCUAUCAAAAGUCUUGGGAUGUUGUUGGUAAUGAUGUUUAUAAUUUUGUGAAGGAAGAGUGGAAGUGCCCUAGCAUGAUUAGUGAAAUAAAAAAGACAAAUAUAUGUCUUAUACCAAAGGUGGAGCAACCUCAAACUAUCAAUCAAUUUCGGACAAUUUCUCUGUGCAACACGAUCUACAAAAUUAUCAACAAGGUGGCGGUUAGUAGAUUAAAAUCGUUUAUGGCUUAUCUUGUCUCCCCGUAUCAAACCGGGUUCGUACCUAGUCUCUCUAUUCAUGAGAAUAUUAUCAUCGCGAAUGAAGUAACGCACUGCAUGAAUAACAAGAAAGGGAAGCAUAGGCUCUUUGCCAUCAAGAUUGAUUUGUCUAAAGCUUAUCACAAGCUUAAUUGGGAGUUUAUUUGGAGAAUUAUCAGUGAAGUAGGAAUUCAAGACGACAUGAUCAACAUUAUUAUGCAUGGUGUUAUUAGUGUUGAAACGAAUGUCAACUGGAAUGGUAAUCAUAGUGAGUUCUUUAGGCCUCACCGGGGUAUUCGUCAGGGGGACCCGAUAUCCCCGUAUCUCUUUGUUAUGUGCAUUGACAAGUUGUCCCACUUGAUUGAGCAUGAGAGUUACUCUCGCGAAGAGUGUUAUGGAAGCUAUUCCAGUUUAUCCAAUGAUGACAAGCAUUUUGCCGAUUGCGAGCAUCAAACAUAUUCAGAAGUUACAGCGAGAUUUAUAUGGGGAGACACUAAGGAUAAAAAGAAGUUUCAUGCUGUAAGCUGGGAUGCUGUCACUAAACCAAAAGAUGCUAGAGGUUUAGGUUUACGAGAUAUGCAUGUUAUGAAUGAGUGCAAUACUAUGAGAGGAAAGUAUAAGAUUGAGAGUAGAAACACUCAGCUUAAAGAAAAAGGCUCUAAUUCAGCCUUGUGGAAAUCCAUUGUGAAAACCUCUGCUAACCUUCGAGAGCUUGGUGUUUGGAGGACUGGUGAUGGUGCAGAUGUAAAGACGUGGCAAGAUUGUUGGGUAGAAGCUGGGGAGGAUGGUGACUGGAAUUGGAGGAUUAUGGAGUGGAUUCGACCAUAA
Vicia villosa (hairy vetch) is the source of this 2016-nucleotide messenger RNA. RefSeq lists its product as uncharacterized. Bases 1 to 2016 code for a protein of 671 amino acids. The record is from RefSeq and is a predicted model, not a curated record. NCBI's taxonomy places the organism in Eukaryota, Viridiplantae, Streptophyta, Magnoliopsida, Fabales, Fabaceae. The transcript has 6 exons.